Plectropomus leopardus (leopard coralgrouper) is the source of this 1434-nucleotide messenger RNA. It is a transcript of the gene emc2, whose product is annotated as ER membrane protein complex subunit 2. NCBI's taxonomy places the organism in Eukaryota, Metazoa, Chordata, Actinopteri, Perciformes, Serranidae. The record is from RefSeq and is a predicted model, not a curated record. Gene Ontology annotation, molecular function: protein binding.
AUGGCGUCGGUGUCAGAACUGUACGAUGUAGGCUGGGAAGAGAUGAGAGACAAGCUGCGUAAGUGGAGAGAAGAUAACAGCAGAAACAGUGAACAGAUUGUGGAUGUUGGUGAGGAGCUCAUCAGUGACCAUGCAUCUAAACUGGGAGAUGACAUAUGGAUUAUUUAUGAGCAGGUGAUGAUUGCAGCGCUGGACUGCAGUCGGGAUGACUUGGCUCUGACCUGUCUACAGGAACUGAGGAAGCAGUUUCCAGAUAGCCACAGAGUGAAGCGAUUAUCGGGCAUGAGGCUGGAAGCUUUGGAAAGGUACGACGAGGCCAACAAGCACUACGAUGCCAUUCUCCAAGACGACCCCACCAAUACGGCAGCAAGGAAACGCAAGAUCUCCAUACUGAAGGCCCAGGGGAAGAGCGCUGAAGCCAUCCGGGAGCUCAAUGAGUAUCUGGAGCAGUUUGUUGGGGACCAGGAGGCGUGGCACGAGUUAUCAGAGCUCUACAUCAACGAACACGACUAUGGAAAAGCCGCGUUUUGUCUGGAGGAGCUGAUGAUGACCAACCCUCACAAUCACUUGUACUGUGAGCAGUACGCUGAGGUGAAGUACACCCAGGGGGGGCUGGAAAACCUGGAGCUGUCCAGAAAGUAUUUUGCCCAGGCACUGAGGCUGAACAACAGAAACAUGAGGGCAUUGUUUGGUCUGUACAUGUCGGCAAGUUACAUCGCUGCCAGUCCAAAAGUCAGUGCCAAGGUGAAGAAGGACAAUAUGAAGUACGCGGCCUGGGCUGCCAAUCAAAUAAAUAGAGCUUAUAAGCUGGCUGGCCGUGGAACCAAGGAGAACAAAUGCUCCGUGAAGGCGGUGGAGGAGAUGCUGGAGUCCAUGCAGAUCACCAUGUCUUAGAUGCCCUUCGUCUGCACCUUCCUCCUUCCCUCCUGUUCACACACAGCCACUUGGAGCGACAUGGCAGCUCAUAUAGCCUUGCAAUGUGACCACAACCGGAUCUUUAACAGAUUUCUUUUUUUUUUAUCCCUUCAAGUUCAGUUCUGUAAUUAAUUGAACUCGACAUGGACAAUGGAAGACAUUUGUUUCCCUCAAGUGCAAAGAUUUCCCCACCCAUCUGGAAGCGACAAAUUCCAAGUACUCCAACUUAUUUUAACAAGUUCUACUUAGUAUUAACCCAGAUGCAAUUCCACAUGUCUGGAUUACUUUAUCCAUCCCUAUCUCAUACUGUCUUUUAGGUUAAUCUCUAACUGAUAUUAGCACAUCCACAUCAAGGCUAUAACUCUGUGACCCGGGAAGAUAACAAGCUGUACAGUUAAAGCUAUUUAUAAAGACUGUGGCGAUCCCACCUGUCUGCACUGAGGUCCUUUACUGUUUCCGUACUAUCUGUAAAUGAAACAUCUUUAUCUAAUAAACUUGUUUUUUCUUUUGUCUAAUCUA